Messenger RNA from Aspergillus pseudonomiae, 1266 nucleotides. RefSeq lists its product as uncharacterized. The transcript is spliced from 3 exons. NCBI's taxonomy places the organism in Eukaryota, Fungi, Ascomycota, Eurotiomycetes, Eurotiales, Aspergillaceae. Bases 197 to 1171 code for a protein of 324 amino acids. The record is from RefSeq and is a predicted model, not a curated record. Gene Ontology annotation, cellular component: membrane. Gene Ontology annotation, biological process: arachidonate metabolic process.
GUGUGGUUUUAUCUUGACUGGCUGUCCCCUGUCUGCCUUCCGGCUGCUUGCAGGGAAGACGUAGUUUUUCGACGAGUGAUAAAAGAGGGGUUGGCGCUCUUUUCGUCUAAUUUCUUUAUUUGUUUGCGGGAAUAAGUGUCGGUGUUUUUAUCUGAUUUCUUGAUCAAGCUGUCACAGAGAAACAUUUCUACCUCCCAUGUCGGGCCGAAAUAUCAACCUCCUCAGCCUAGAUGGCGGGGGCGUGCGAGGUCUCUCUUCACUUAUCAUUCUGAAGGAGAUCAUGGAAUCCAUAGAUCGAGAGAAUCCCCCCAAGCCAUGCGAUUACUUUGAUCUGAUAGGAGGCAGCGGGUCGGGUGGGUUAAUAGCGAUCAUGCUUGGGCGUCUGGAAAUGGAUAUCGACCAGUGCAUCCACGCCUACAAGCUGCUAUCGCAGAACGUGUUCUCCCAGAAGAGACUCCUACCAAUCGGUAGCAAUCUGCGCAGUCGCGCGAAAUACGAUGUUAAGAAGGUCGAGAUGGCAUUGCGGAAGAUCCUGCGGGAGCUGAGCUAUGAGAAGGAUGUUCUGCUAAGGGAAGAGGCUGGGUGUAAGGUAUUUGUCUGCGCCACCGACGAUACUAAUCGCAGACUGGUCCACUUGACAAGUUACCCGAGCAAAUACUGCUCGAAUGAACUCUUCAAGUCUGCGAAGGUCUAUGAAGCCGGUGCGGCUUCCUUUGCUCACUCGCCGCUUUUCGACUCCGUUAAGAUCGGGCCCAGCGGGCGGCGGUUUCAUGAUAGCAGUUUGGAAGCUAACAACCCGAUGAGAGAAGUUUGGAUCGAAGCGAGAGGCGUGUGGCCGGCGGGGGCCUUGGAGAAUCAUUUAAAAUGCAUGGUUUCGAUUGGAACUGGGGAGCCGUCGAUCAAGCGGUCUCGCAGACGACUGUUUGGCUUGGUCAAAGGGACCGAUGUCGAUAUUGUGGACCCGGACAUUGAUACGAAUCGGUUCAUUCAGGAACAUACCGAGCUAGAUGACGAGAAUCGGUUAUUCCGGUUCGAUGUUCCGAACGGCCUGGGGGAGAUUGAUCUGGAUAGUCUAGAAGAGAUGGAGACUAUCGUCGACGCCACUCACGAUUAUCUUGAAAAGGAGCUUGUAUAUAAGCAGAUACGGAGGUGUGGAAGGGCACUUAGUUGAUCUCAACUUAUGGAUAGAGUGAGAAUGACUCGGGGGCUUUUUGAUUUGGUUGGUUCCUUGCGUUCUGGUCGGCUUUUUGAAGUUUUGUGGCGGCA